Vidua macroura (Pin-tailed whydah) is the source of this 2687-nucleotide messenger RNA. RefSeq names its product centrosomal protein 83 (gene CEP83). Lineage: Eukaryota; Metazoa; Chordata; Aves; Passeriformes; Viduidae. Bases 416 to 2566 code for a protein of 716 amino acids. The transcript has 16 exons. Gene Ontology annotation, cellular component: centrosome. The record is from RefSeq and is a predicted model, not a curated record.
CCCUUCUGCGUGCGUGGGGCCGCGCCUCUCGGCGGACGGGCGGGGAGGCCCCCCUGGCCCCUGCCCGGCUCCCCGCGCUCCCCCGGCCCGGGCCGUUGCUGACCGCGGAGCCGGGACAGCUGGGGGAGCCCAGCGCUGCUCUGUGCCCGCUGCUCCAGCUCCGCCAACAGCCGGCUGCGGCCUCUGCGGCCUGCCGCGUUCGCCAUCGCCUGGCACAGUUGAGGGGCAGGAGCAGCCGCUCGCUGCAGGCUUUCAAGUGUUUACGCUUGUCUGCUUUGCUUUCCACCAGCGAUCCUCAGCCACGUUCGCUGUGUCUUGAUCUUCUGAGAUGUCAGCAGAACGAGUGAAUGGUCUUGUAGAUUAGUUAUACAUUAAUCUUGUCUUCUCCAUACUCAUCACGAAUAGUCCUCAUACAAUGGAUGGUUUGGGCAACCUCCUUCCUCUUGUGGGUGAAAGUGGUGAAGCAGCUAAUUCACAAGAAAUACUAAAACUUUUGAUGGAUGAAAAAAUGCGAAGUGAGCACCACAAAGCAAAUUACCAAACUUUAAGGGCAGAACACCUAAGAUUACAAGAGGAUUAUACCAAAUCACAAGAUGAAUUGAAACGGUUGUUAGUUGAAAAACAGGCUGUACAUGACAAAUUUCAGCAGCUUCUUGCUGACUUCCAAGAGCAGUUGCUGGCUAAAACACAAGAGCUGGAACAAGUGAAGCAGCAGGUGCUAACUCCUCAGAAAUUAGAACGGUUAAAAGCAAAAAUGUAUGAGGAAUUGGAGUCUCCUAUGAGAGAGCGUUAUCAGAAGCUAGAAAAUGAAGUAGAAAAAUACAGAACACUAUAUAACAAACUUCGUUACGACCAUACCUUUCUGAAAUCAGAAUUUGAGCAUCAAAAGGAAGAACAUGCACAUAUUUUAGAAGAGAAGAAAAUAAAAUAUGAGGCUGAGAUUGCAAGACUGGAUAAAGAUAAGGAAGAACUCCAUAAUCAGCUCCUUAGCAUUGAUCCCACAAGGGACAGUAAACGUGUGGAGGCACUUUCUAGAGAAAAGGCACAACUGUGUCAGAAAUUAAAAGCCUUAGAAGCAGAAGUAGAAGAACUAAGAGCAGAAAGACACAACUGUGUUGUGCAAGCAGAAAAUGUUCAAAGAGUACAAGCACGACAGUUAGCUGAGAUGCAGACCAUGAUGCGAUCUCUAGAGGCAGAAAAGAAGUCUGCUGAACAACAGGUUGAUCGCAUUGAAAAGGAACUGCUGACGAGUCAUGAGCAAAACAUGCUCUUAACUAGCAAACUUCACAAAUCUGAACGAGAAGUCAAUUCCUUAACUGCUCAAGUAAAAGAACUUAAACAUUCACAUAAGUUGGAAGUAACAAAUGUCAAAUUGGAGGCAGCAAGAACAAAGAGUGAAGUAGAAAGAGAAAGAAACAAGAUUCAAAGUGAAAUGGAUGGAUUGCUGUCCGACAAGGAAAUUCUUACUGCAGCUGUUGAACGCCAUAAAGUGCUUUUAGUAGAAAAGGAUCGGGAGCUAAUUCGUAAAGUGCAAGCUGCCAAAGAGGAAGUUUUUGACAAUAUUGCAGCCUUACAGAAUGAAAAGUUAGAACUCGAGAACAGAUUAGCUGAUCUAGAGAAGAUGAAACUGGAACAAGAUUCUUGGAGACAAUCUGAAAAGGAUCAGUAUGAAGAGAAACUACGUGCUGUGCAGAUGGCAGAAGAAUCUAGCAAAAAGGAACUUCAGCGUUUGCGAUUAAAAAUUCAACAGCAAGCUAUGCAGACAGAGGAGCUGGAAGAAAAGAAAUGUGAAAAUGCUAAUCUGAAACAGCAAAUAAAUGAUAUCCAACUCCAGCUUGCCUCACUUUCUCAAUCAGAAAAGGAUUUGCUAGAAUCUAAUCAGAAGAUGAAGGAAAUAAUAGAGAGAUUGAAACAAGAAUGUCAACAUGCAAGGGCUCAAGCAGAGAAAGCUCAACUGGAAACAGAGAAGACUUCAGAAUACCAGCAUAUGGAAUGGCUGCAGGAGAAACAUAUGCUUACUCAGCACAUCACAGAGUAUGAAGAGAAAUACAAGCAAAUGAAGAACAAGCUAAGUCGAGCUGCUGUUGCUCAGAAAAAGAGAAAGACUCUCAAUGACAAUAAACAAAGGAGGAUGCAUGAGAAAAUAGAACUUUUGGAAGCCAAGAUGGAAGAACUAGAAAAAGAAAAUCAAGUGUUAAAUAGACAGAAUGUUUCCUCUGAAGAAUAUGCUCGCCUCCAGAAGAGGCUAAAGGACUUGCAACGUCGGCACAAUGAAUUCCGGAGUAUAAUUCUGAAUCCUGACAUACCGUCACUCAAUCCAGUCAGUGUAACGCCAUCAUCUGCCUUGCCUCCUGGGCCUGCAACAUCCUUCUCCUUUCUUCAGGAGGAGCAGCAUCAAAGAGAGCUUGCCCUGCUUGGCAAGCGAUUGGAAGAACUUGAAACCAGACAAAGAAAACAGCUGGAAGAUCUUGGACCAUCUAGAGAGCGGCUAAUGGUGGGAUGCAGGGACUUGGCAAGAAAUAAGUUCACUGGAGAAGAUGAAGCACAAAGUGAGGACUCCAAAUAAAAUCUGCAUACUCUCAAUGCUGUUAGCUUUCAAUAAUUUAUCUUUUGUAUGUGCUUUUCAUAUUUUGCCAAAAACGUGGUUGUAUGUGCCUGAAUAGCAUAAGAUAUAUUCUGCAUAGUUA